GGCUCCUAAUGAUGCAGCUGGUAAUAGGAUUGUGGCUUCCCUCCGGGGCAGCCAUGCAGGCCAUGGCUAUGGGGCUGGCGACAGGUGCUUAGCAACACUGACCACCUGCCCUCUGAGGAGCCAGAGCCCCCAGUCAGGACCCUGUGCCUGGGCUGGCCUCCCGUGCAUGGAAUGGUGCUGUGCCCCGGGCCAGCAGGCUGGGCUCACCAUGGUGCUGGGUGCCAUCCUGGCCCGAGGGCGGGACGUUUGCAGGCGGAAUGGACUGCUCAUCCUGUCUGUGCUGUCCGUCACCGUGGGCUGCCUCCUCGGCUUCUUCCUAAGGACCCGGCGCCUCUCACCACAGGAAAUUAGUUACUUCCAGUUUCCUGGAGAGCUCCUGAUGAGGAUGCUGAAGAUGCUGAUCCUACCACUCGUGGUCUCCAGCUUGAUGUCCGGCCUCGCCUCCCUGGAUGCCAAGACCUCCAGCCGCCUGGGCAUCCUGACUGUGGCAUAUUACCUGUGGACCACCUUCGUGGCAGUUAUCGUGGGCAUCAUCAUGGUCUCCAUCAUCCACCCAGGCGGUGCGGCCCAGAAAGAGACUACGGAGCAGAGCGGGAAGCCCAUUAUGAGCUCAGCCGACCCCCUGCUGGACCUCAUCCGGAACAUGUUCCCAGCCAACCUGGUGGAAGCCACAUUCAAACAGUACCGCACCAAGACCACCCCCAUCAUCAAGUCCCCCAAACUGGCAUCAGAGGAAGCCCCUCCCCGGCGGAUCCUCAUCUACGGGGUCCAGGAGGAGAAUGGCUCUCGUGUGCAGAACUUCGCCCUGGACCUGACCCCACCACCCGAGGUCGUUUAUAAGUCAGAGCCUGGCACCAGCGACGGCAUGAAUGUGUUGGGCAUCGUCAUCUUCUCUGCCACCAUGGGCAUCAUGCUGGGCCGCAUGGGUGAUAGCGGGGCUCCCCUGGUUAGCUUCUGCCAGUGCCUCAAUGAGUCUGUCAUGAAGAUCGUGGCGGUGGCUGUGUGGUACUUCCCCUUUGGCAUCGUGUUCCUCAUCGCUGGCAAGAUCCUGGAGAUGGACAAUCCCACGACGGUUGGAAAGAAGCUGGGCUUCUACGCGGUCACGGUGGUGUGCGGACUGGUGGUCCAUGGCCUCUUUAUCCUGCCCCUGCUCUACUUCUUCAUCACCAAAAAGAACCCCAUCGUCUUCAUCCGAGGCAUCCUCCAGGCGCUGCUCAUUGCGCUGGCCACCUCCUCCAGCUCAGCCACUCUGCCCAUCACCUUCAAGUGCCUGCUGGAGAACAACCACAUUGACCGGCGCAUUGCCCGCUUUGUGCUGCCCGUGGGCGCGACCAUCAACAUGGAUGGCACUGCGCUCUACGAGGCUGUGGCUGCCAUCUUCAUUGCCCAGGUCAACAACUAUGAACUGGAUUUCGGCCAGAUCAUCACCAUCAGCAUCACUGCCACCGCGGCCAGCAUCGGGGCAGCUGGCAUCCCCCAGGCCGGGCUCGUCACCAUGGUCAUCGUGCUUACCUCGGUGGGACUUCCCACAGACGACAUCACCCUCAUCAUCGCUGUCGACUGGGCUCUGGACCGUUUCCGUACCAUGAUUAACGUGCUGGGUGAUGCACUGGCUGCCGGGAUCAUGGCCCAUAUCUGCCGGAAGGACUUUGCUCAGGACUUGGGCACCGAGAAACUGCCGCCCUGCGAGACCAAGCCUGUGAGCCUCCAGGAGAUUGUGGCGACCCAGCAGAAUGGCUGUGUGAAGAGUGUGGCCGAGGCUUCAGAGCUGACCCUGGGCCCCACCUGUCCCCACCAUGUCCCUGUCCAGGUGGAACAGGAUGAGGAGCCAACCACCUCCAGUCUGGACCACUGUACCAUUGAGAUCAGUGAGCUUGAGACCAAUGUCUGAGCCUGCAGAGAUCCAGGGUUAGGGGCCAGGGACCGGAUCUCAACUCGCUACUUUCAGGAGCAUGGAGCCCAGGCGCACACAAUUGAGAGACGGGCUCCACUCAACAGAACAUGGAGUCUCAGCGAGGGCCAAGAGUGCAUGUGGGAAACCCAGCCAGACAGUGACGGAACAUCACCCAAGCCUGGCUGUGACAUUUCAGCAGACAGACAUUAUGGUCCUUACUUUCCAGAUACAGAGUUGAGGCUCUGAGGGCUGAAAACACCUGCCCCAGGUCUCAGAACAAGUACUGUCAGGGCCAGGACAAGGCUAGUUCAAGUUCAAGCUCUAGUUCAAGGCUUUCACUUGGAGGACAGGGAUGCCUACAGGGCCAGAUGCCCAGAUAGAGAGGCUCUGCCCCUCUCCAGGAGCCCCGCUGUUUUCAGUUUACGAAGAUGUAACAAUGUCCUGGUUCUGCCCCAACUGUGUCCCAGCCCAGGCCAGCCCCCACCCUGCCCCAUAACACGUGGCCUCAGACAAACAGCUCUCCCCAGGGAUGGGCCCAGUCCAAGGCCAAGACCUGCUGCCUUCCACGUGUCCUGUUACCUCUCACAGAUCGCCCCCAACAUGGAGACAGGGAUGUCAUCAGUCUGGGCUAGCCUGUCCCUGGACAGGUGGGCCAGCUGGGACUGGGGAGGCAGACUCACUGGGAUGCUACAGUCAAGCUGCCCACGUGGCCCUGAGGUCAGCACUCCCCAAAAGCCUGCGUGAUAGAGUGGACU
This is a messenger RNA of Vicugna pacos (alpaca), 2649 nucleotides long. It is a transcript of the gene SLC1A7, whose product is annotated as solute carrier family 1 member 7. NCBI's taxonomy places the organism in Eukaryota, Metazoa, Chordata, Mammalia, Artiodactyla, Camelidae. Gene Ontology annotation, cellular component: plasma membrane. The record is from RefSeq and is a predicted model, not a curated record. Gene Ontology annotation, biological process: L-glutamate transmembrane transport. Gene Ontology annotation, molecular function: L-glutamate transmembrane transporter activity; glutamate:sodium symporter activity; neutral L-amino acid transmembrane transporter activity.